AUGGAGUCGUUGAUGCAGCAGAUCAAUGAGCACAUUCGUGUGGAGGAUGAUACCGCCUCCGCGACCGAGAAGGUUAAUUCGGUCGCGGCGGACAGGAGGGUCGCGGGGAAAGUUCACUCGGUUGGGCAGGAGGAUAGCCGCCCAAACAACCAGUCGAAAGAACAGCGCCAUGGUCCAAACCGUGAUGACAGAAACAAGGGGCACCGAAACAACCGGGCAUACCCUCCCCGUGAUGCAGCGGAGGAUGCCAAAAGAAAAUUGAAGGCGCGGACUAGGAUCACCACGGUGUUUAAAAUCCCCAUCUACCGCAUUCUGAGCGAGAUUCGAAGCGAACCCUUCGUCCGUUGGCCGGCCAAGUUGGGGAGUGCCCAGAGAGGCUUCAACUCAAAAUAUCACUGCACCUUUCAUGAAGGACGGGGGCACCGAACAGACGACUGCCUGCCGCUCAAGCAACACUUAGAGGAGUUGGUAGCUGCGGGGCAUCUUGACCAAUACAUAGAUGGGGGCAUCAAGGCCACGCCGGCAGACCAAGUCGAGCCAAACGGCCUGGCCGCCCUAGAGGCGCCUCCGCAAGGUGUAAUCAACGUCAUCCACGGAAUCAUUGAACCAGCCAGGGUUUGCGAGUUGAGGGGGAUGAUCAAGAAGGCCGAGCACAUGAGGGAAGUGUUUUCUGUUCAGCCUGCUGUGAAGAAGGGAAAGACCGAAGAAAGGGGCAUCCUUUCAUUCUCAUCCAAGGACUUGGAAAGAGUUCAGAUGCUGCACAACGACGCCUUAGUAGUCACUCUUCGCGUCAAGGACUUUGAUAUCAAGAGAAUCUUGAUCGACCAGGGGAGUUCGGUCGAAAUCAUGUAUUAUGACGCGUUCAAACAGAUGAAGUUAGAAGACAAGGACAUGGCUCCUGCGACGUCUCCUUUGGUCGAUUUCAACUCACAGCCGGAGUGGCCAAUCGGAAAGAUUAUUUUGCCGGUCAAAGCAGGUUCAGUAGUAAAGCAAGUGGAGUUCUGGGUGCUCAAAGUUCCUUCCACCUACAACUUGAUCUUAGGUAGGGGCUGGCUGCACGCCAUGCAAGCAGUUGCCUCGACCUUCCACUAA
This is a messenger RNA of Camellia sinensis, 1092 nucleotides long. NCBI's taxonomy places the organism in Eukaryota, Viridiplantae, Streptophyta, Magnoliopsida, Ericales, Theaceae. The record is from RefSeq and is a predicted model, not a curated record.